Molecule: messenger RNA, 480 nt
Organism: Lytechinus variegatus (green sea urchin)
Lineage: Eukaryota; Metazoa; Echinodermata; Echinoidea; Temnopleuroida; Toxopneustidae
Product: utrophin-like
Exons: 4
Coding region: 1-441 (146 amino acids)
Biological process (GO): synaptic signaling
Cellular component (GO): plasma membrane
Source: RefSeq, a predicted model, not a curated record
AUGGUGAUGGAUUUGACAGAUGUUGGAGUUGAUAUUAAUGGUAUUGUUGGUGUUUGUGCUAUCAAGGAAUCGUUGGAUGACUUGGCUCCGUCCAUUGAGUCGGUGAAAGAGAAGGAGCAUGUGGCGGUGUCUCAGGUCGGUGCAACGCAACGCAAAGAGAUUCAGGAGGUGAUGGAUCGCCUCAGAGAGAACUGGCAAAGACUCAAUAGAGAAUAUGAAGAAAGGCAUGGUCAAUUCCAGCGAUGCUUCGACCAGUGGAGGCAGUUUCACUGUGAUAUGAGAGAUUUAGCAUCAUGGUUAUCGGAAGCAGAGAGGACCAUUCAGGAUAGCAAGAGAGCAGACGGGAGGCUUCACGUAGAGAAAGCAUGCAAUCAUCAACCGGUGCUGGAGGAUGGUAUUGCCACACACCAGGCUAUGGUAGCAUCUCUCAACUCCAACUGAGAGGAUAUCGUUGCCCAGUCUUCCUCUGUGGAAGGGGGU